CCUGCACACCCCCCCCCACCCCUCAGCCCGUCUCCCUCCGCCCUAUAAAAGGCGGGCGCGGCGGGGCUCCCGUCUCCGCAGUGUGCGUGGGCGGGCGCGGCGGCUCCGCGCGGCGGUGCGGCGACUCGCGCGGCCUCCUCCUUCCCUCCCUCCCUCCUUUCCCUCAGCCCGGCCCGGAGCGGCCCAUCCGCCGCCAUGAGUUCGGGAACCCCCUAUAUCGGUAGCAAGAUCAGCCUGAUCUCCAAGGCGCAGAUCCGCUAUGAGGGCAUCCUCUACACCAUCGACACCGAGAACUCCACCGUGGCGCUGGCCAAGGUGCGAUCCUUUGGUACUGAAGACCGGCCCACAGACAGACCUGCUCCUCCGAGAGAAGAAAUCUAUGAAUACAUUAUUUUUCGAGGAAGUGACAUCAAAGACAUCACUGUCUGUGAACCUCCAAAAGCUCAACAUACUCUGCCACAAGAUCCUGCCAUUGUUCAAUCUUCACUGGGCUCUGCCUCUACAUCAUCCUUUCAGCCACAUGUGCCUUACAGCCCGUUUAGAGGUAUGCCACCUUACAGCCAGCUUGCUGCCAGCUCUUUACUUAGCCAGCAGUAUGCAGCUUCGUUAGGUUUAGAGAAAUUGGUAAGCCCUCCAGCAUCAGCAGCUGCUUCCAGCCCUAGUUCUUCUCCGUCUCCACAACCUGUUUCAGAGCCUGACAUGUCUUCAGAGCCCCAUCAGCUCUCUUCCAAGGGUGCUGGCUUUCCUUCUGUUCACCCAGUCCGCAAAAGCCCCAUGGUAGAGCAGGCUGUUCAGACUGGCCCAGUUGACAACAUGAAUUCACAAAAGCCACCCCCGGUGAAAGUAACUCCAGGGGUUCAACGCAAUGGACGGCAGGUUCCACAGGGCAACAGUAAGACAAAUGUAGAUACUGUUCAGGCUGCACCUGUGCAAACCCAAGGACAGGUGAAUGAUGAAAACAGAAGACCUCAAAGGAGAAGAUCAGGAAACAGGAGAACCAGAAACCGUUCUAGAGGACAAAACAGACCAGCUACUGUGAAGGAAAAUACAAUAAAGUUUGAAGGUGACUUUGACUUUGAAAGUGCAAAUGCACAAUUCAACAGAGAGGAACUUGAUAAAGAAUUCAAGAAGAAACUAAAUUUUAAAGAUGACAAAGCAGAGACGGGGGAAGAAAAAGGGGACCCUGGAGUGGCAACUCAAAACAAUGACGGUAAUGCAGAGGAGGACCUUCUGGGACCCAACUGCUAUUAUGAUAAAUCCAAGUCUUUCUUUGACAACAUUUCUUCAGAACUGAAAUCUAGUUCUAGGCGUACCACGUGGGCUGAAGAAAGGAAGCUCAAUACAGAGACAUUUGGAGUGUCUGGACGGUUCCUUCGUGGCCGCAGCUUUCGUGGUGGAUUUCGAGGUGGAAGGGGUAGCGGAGCAGCGAGGCGAAACCAAACCACUCACAGAGCUGGUACUGGCAGAGUGUAACUUCAGAGGCAAGUUUUUUAGCAAGAACAAAUACUGUCUCUGAGCCAGGUUCUAACAUCUCUCCUGAGAGGAUGAAACUGUAUAUAGAAAGAAAACAACCAACUGCUGCACUAAUGUGGGAAAAUGGUUCAUAUUGUUUACUGUCUCAGCUCAAGUGACAGAACUUCAUGUACUACUGCUUAUAUUCUGGACUUAUUUUGGACCAGCAACUGUCAGCUGGAAUAUUCUUUGUAAGAGGGAAUGUGUUCAGGGGUACCUUCUUCAGGGUGUCUUUUUUGUUUGUGUUUUUUUAAGUGCAGACUAACUUACAUUGUUCUUCUUUCUGGGUCUCUCAAAGGCUGCUAUAGUCUAAGCUUAAAGUCAGACUCCUUUUCUGAACCCUGAAGAAGAUAAAUCAUGCUAUUUUAACAUGGAACCAAAGCUCACUUGAAAUAAACCAGCUAUAAUUUGUUUGUUCUGAGUAACCAAAUGGAUUCUUUGGUGCUGCUGGUCUCACUGUUCUUGGCAGCAGGUGUGAAGUAGCACUUGGUAUCUGGAAGAAUGGAUUCCUGGUGCUGAGGAGUUAUGUAUAUUGUCACUUGGGAAUACUGGAUUGUUGAUCAUGUAGUAGUGUAAAUGACUGUACAACUGUUUGUCAGCUGGUACUAAUGUGGAGGUACUGCAGGUUUACACAGAACUGUGACUCUCCCUCGAGCUGAAGGGUGCUGGGUGUUCCUCAGAGGCUCAGAGCUCCUUACUGGGUGUGGGCAGUGUGGGGGCACAGUGAGCUGUGUCCUCAGCAGGACAGGGGCGGCAAGUGUCUCCGCUCGUGUGCUCGGAAUAAAGAGUUUUUGGCAGUAGUUGGCUGUCUGGGAAGGAGACCUGAAGCUCUGACUUCUUGCCUCAGUUUGUACCUUGCUCAUAGGUAGUACCAAACACAAACAGUUCUCUGUACACUAGUAGACUGUGGUGGAACACUAUGGAAUGUUUUCAUUAAACUAGGGAUGGGAGUCCAUAUAAUGAAGCUUAACAGAUGGGCAUGUUUAAUUUGUUUCCUCUAUACCCCCCCAUACUGUAAAUAGUUUAGUUGUUUUUCUUUUUAAAAAUCUGUAUGUGGGGAGAGGGGCUGGGAGGGAGGGGUUACAUUUGUUUGCAUGAAUAAGUGGGUUAAAUUGCUGUAGGCAUGUGUCCCUUUUUUGGUUGGUAGGGAAUUUUGUUGAAAAAGCACCUUGAUGACUGAACCCCUUACAUAGCUAGAAUUUUUUAGUUAUGCAUUGACCUAGGUUACUGUAAAAGCUUGGAUUUAUUUUUGUAGGACUUCAUUGCUAAGAAUUAGAACAUAGCAGUGGGGCUGCUCUUUGGAGUAAUGUAAAUUGUAAUUAUAAUAAACAUGUAAAUGUUUAA
Messenger RNA from Aquila chrysaetos chrysaetos, 2856 nucleotides. RefSeq names its product LSM family member 14B (gene LSM14B). NCBI's taxonomy places the organism in Eukaryota, Metazoa, Chordata, Aves, Accipitriformes, Accipitridae. Gene Ontology annotation, molecular function: mRNA binding. The record is from RefSeq and is a predicted model, not a curated record. The transcript is spliced from 10 exons. Bases 196 to 1473 code for a protein of 425 amino acids.